Molecule: messenger RNA, 798 nt
Organism: Phytophthora sojae
Lineage: Eukaryota; Oomycota; Peronosporomycetes; Peronosporales; Peronosporaceae
Exons: 2
Coding region: 1-798 (265 amino acids)
Biological process (GO): carbohydrate transport
Cellular component (GO): membrane
Molecular function (GO): sugar transmembrane transporter activity
Source: RefSeq, a predicted model, not a curated record
AUGAGCGGCUGGGUGACUCUGCUUCGCGUCGUGACCUCCAUCGCACAGAUCGGCAUGAUCCUCAGCCCAGGCCCCGACAUCAUCAACGUCCACAAGCACAAAACCACGGGCGAGAUGGCGGCGCUGCCGCUCGUGGCGAUGAUCGUCAACAACCACCUAUGCUACGCUCCGACCAUGUACGGAUACCUGACCGACAGCAUCUUCCCCCUCAUGGUGUCGCAGCUGUUCGGCGAGCUCGCCGCCUUGGUGUUCACCGCCGUCUACUACCGCUGGACGACCAACCGUCCAGCACUCAACAAGCUGCUGGCUGGGGGCUUUGCCGUCUACGCUGCCAUCACGCUGUACGUGGCGCUGGGCGUCGCCCGAGUCACCAACCAAAGCGACGACGAAGUGGGCAAAACUCUGGGCUACGUCGGAAUCGUGAUCAACAUUUGGAUGUACGCGUCCCCCCUGGGCACCGUCCGACACGUGCUGCGCACCCGCUCGGCCGCGUCGCUGCCCAUGAACUUGAGCGUCAUGAUGUUCUUCACCACAGCGCUGUGGGUCGCCAUCUCCAUCGUGGACGGCGACAUGCUCAUCAUGUCGUUGAACAUCGCCGGCGUGGGGCUGAGCAUCAUUCAGAUCUCGUUGUACAUGCGCUUCCGACCAAAGCACCCGGCGAUCGCCCAGGAGGAGGCGCUCCAGUUCGCGGACAAGGAGAUCACCAUCGUCGUCUCGCCCAAGGACGGCAUGCUGGAGGCCAGCAAGAACCCCAUGUACCAGGCGCUAGCGUCCCCCGUAGAGGCGACGAGGCCCUGA